Drosophila pseudoobscura is the source of this 1109-nucleotide messenger RNA. Its product is annotated as alcohol dehydrogenase 1-like. Gene Ontology annotation, molecular function: alcohol dehydrogenase (NAD+) activity. Gene Ontology annotation, cellular component: cytoplasm. Lineage: Eukaryota; Metazoa; Arthropoda; Insecta; Diptera; Drosophilidae. The coding region runs from base 78 to 854 and encodes 258 amino acids. The transcript is spliced from 4 exons. The record is from RefSeq and is a predicted model, not a curated record.
UUAUCAGUAAUACAGCGUUCGUCAAGGCAGGCGGUUCACCCGAAGUCCAUUAUAGAAACGAAAUCCAACAGAGCGACAUGGAUUUGGCCGGCAAGAAUGUGGUUUACCUUGGAGGAUUCGGCGGCAUAGGCCAGAAGUGUGUGCAAGAGCUGCUUCGGCGCCAGCUGAAGGCACUGGCAGUGUUUGACUUAACAGAGAAUGCUGAAGCACUGGCCGAGUGGCGGACAGGCACUCCCGGAACGGACAUCUUCUACCAACAAGUGGACAUCACCAAGAAGGAGGACAUCGAGGCAGCCUACAAGGCCACCGCUGAGCGGCUGGGACACUUUGAUGUGGUUGUCAAUGGCAGUGGGCUGAUGAACGAUCGCCUGGUGGAGCUCACCAUUCAGAUAAACUUGCUUGGUGUCAUCCAGAGCACCUUGACAGCCCUGGAGUACAUGGACAAGUCUAAGGGCGGCAGAGGUGGACUUAUAGUGAACAUUUCGUCGGUGGCUGGACUCCAGCCUACGGCUCUGAUGGCCAUAUAUUCAGCGGCCAAGACCGGAACUACAUCCUUUACCCGCUCCAUGGCUAAUCCCAUCUACUUUGCCCACUCGGGAGUGAGCUUUGUGACCAUCUGUCCGGGAUUCACUGAGACGCCCCUGCUGGACGACAUCUCCAGCAAGACGACAUUCACGUACCACACACCCAUGCUGGACAUGUUCAACCGGGUGAGGCGCCAGAAGCCGGAAGACUGUGCCAGAAAUCUGGUCCAGGCCAUGGAACAGGCUAAGAAUGGAGCUGUUCUCAUGCUGGAGCUGGGCGAGACUCAAGAGAUUGAUAUACCCGACUUUUGGAAGCCUCAGAUCGAGUAAAAAUAUUUUCUUAAUCUUAUUAACAUAUUAUAUUCCAGCAUGUACCUAAAUAAACUCAUAUCAUAAUCUCGAUUCCAUAUAAUCUCGUAUACCCAAGAUAAAAUGUUUGAGUAGCCCACAAAAACCACAAGAACACAUCAGAUGUCAGAUGCCAUAUAUCAGAUAUCUUCGUGGUUUACUCUAUAGAUAAUAUAUAGUAGGUAUCGAUUAAGUUUCUUUUAUUUAAAUAUAUCUCGCAGACAUACACAAAAUUGA